Messenger RNA from Didymodactylos carnosus, 1268 nucleotides. The record is from the annotation of a GenBank genome assembly. Lineage: Eukaryota; Metazoa; Rotifera; Eurotatoria; Philodinida; Philodinidae.
AUGUCAAAUUACAGCUAUUCAUCUUAUCAAUCCUCAUCUGGUGGUGGAGCUGGUGGAUAUGGGGGUUUCGAUGUAGCGAAAGCCAUGUUUACCCAAGCCGAUGUCAACAGAGAUGGUACAAUCGACCAGAAUGAAUUUCAACAAUGGGCUUCAGAUGCUGCUCAUGGAGGAGCUGGUGGUUAUGGUCAAUCCUCAAGUGGAUAUGGAUAUGAUUCUUCAUCAAGUGGAUUCGGUGCUGGUGAAGCCGAUUUAUCUGGAGGCUACGCUGGAUCCGGCUACGGAUCCGGAGCAGCUGGAUUUUCUGGUUACGAUUCGUCAUCUGCUGGCUAUAGCAGCGGAGGAAUCAGCGGCCAUGGAGGAGUCUCAGGCACUGGAGCUGGAAGGCACUGUUUUAUUACUACGUAUCAUUUUAUAUAUUUCACACUAAUAAUAGAUCACGAUGAUCAACUUUGUAUGAAAAGUUACGAUUCGUCAUCUGCUGGCUAUAGCAGCGGAGGAAUCAGCGGCCAUGGAGGAGUCUCAGGCACUGGAGCUGGAGGGUUUGGUGGUUCAUCAUCAUAUGACAGCUCAGUCUAUUCAUCUCAGGGUCAGGGUUUCGGAGGUGUCAGUGGAUCUAAUCUUUAUCAAGACUCUAACCCCCAAAUCAUUCGUCGACCAGCACCCGGUGGUGGAGUAACCUAUAAACAAAAUAUUUUGGUUCGAUUCUUACAACCACCACCAAUUCCACCCCCAGGCCCACUCAUCAUCAGAGAAGUUAGACCACCACAGCCUCCAGCGCUACCCCCGCUUCGCAUCAGACAACAACCACCACCUCGUCCAGCCCCACCCCCACUCAUUCUUCGUGAGCGACCACCUGUCCCACCUGCAUCACUGACUCAGAAAAUAAUCAUUCGCCGUUUACCUGCUCUACCAGUUCCGCCACGAUCAGUUAUCAUUGAACGUCUCCCACCUCUUCCACCCAAACCACGUGAUAUCAUCAUCGAGCGAUGGAUUCCUUACGGACGUCAAGCCAAACGUCGUACCAUUGUUCAACGUGCUAACGCCGCUCAACAAUACGCAAGACCACGAAAUAUCAUUAUUCAAUAUGAACCAAUUCAAGCUCGUGUCGUUAGACAGUUUCAACGACUCGGAGUUCAACAAGAAAAUCCACAAAGUUAUGUUCAACGCUAUGGUGCUUCAUUACAAGAUGCUGCAUCCUUGUUACAAGCUGCACGUCAAGCCGGUGUUGUUGAAGAUAUCUCAGUACCAGGUGGAGCUGCCAUUGGAUU